UGGAGUCUAGCCCUCUAGCCUCGAGAUCACCACCUACCCGCAGAGAAAGGCAAUCCGGGAAGUCACAGUAGUAAGUCCAAGCCUUUAUUCCUGCCAGAACACAUUGCUCAGGCACCUACUCACUCGGGGCGUUUGAGCAUCUAGCCAGUGGCUCUCGACAAUGGAGCACGACAACAAGAGCCCAGAUGAUGGAGCAAGCCUACCUGCUGUCGUUGAUGAUGCUCCCCAGCCUCCUACUCCUGGCCUGUGUGCCAGUAACAAGCGUGCCUUUGAAUUAGCAUUCCCUCAACCUUCACUUUACCCAGAUUGCAAGCGUACCUGUUCUCAAUCCUGCCCCUCCACACCUUCACAACAUAAGAACUUCAAUCAUGUUCAGAAUGGAGAUGAUGUUUCUGCCGAUGUCGAUGACUCCCCUACUAUUCCUAGCGAGUCUUUUGAGAUGGAACUGGCUAGACACCAACUGCUGCUUGACCCUGCUCUCGUCAAUCAGACUCUUGUUACUAAUGUUGGCGGCGAUGCCGUUGCUAUCAAUCAUUCUUGUCAGGUGGAUCCCUCCGAAGCCGAGAUAUCUCUCGACCGAAGUCACAUUCAAGAGACCUCGGCCGCCGAAAGCAACACAGUUGAGUCCAACGAGGCGCUUGCUACAAGGAAAGAGACGCUUUCUUCACUCAACGAGUCGCGUGCGUUAGUUAGUAAAGCAUUUGCUUCAUGCAAUAAAGAGCGACCCUUAGGCGCCGCUGAGUCUCCCCUCGAGCGCUCGCGCAAUGAAAUUCGAAAAUGCCUUGAGGAUAUCAAGCAGAACACCCCCAGCGGCGUGAUUGAUCAAGAUACUACCACCAUCCUAGUCAACGAGAUUGUGGAGAUCAUGAAUUUAGCCUUGCCCGAGGAGGCCAAUAAAAUCAGAUCCAGUUUCUUCUCAUCUGAGAGUGAGCCCAUACAUCCAGUGAAGAUCGAAACUGAACAAAUACCCUCUCAACAUACUAAUCUGUCUCCUUCUGGAAUGCUGUCUCUUCACGACUAUAUUGGCGACUCCACUUCACCUUUGUCCCCUUCAAUCUUUAGUCCUAGAAUUGAAUUCGCUGCCCCUUGUACUGCUAGCAGCGUCAAACACGACGUAUCGACCCAAACCGAGCCAAUGGCAAUCGUCACUAGCAUAACUGGCACUGGGAGUCAUACAUCCCAUCAACUUGGUCUUGGUGACACAGAGCUCUGGCAAAGGGAGUUGGAAUCAAUCCGCCGACUUAAGCCUCUCGCUAACGGAGCUUAUACGAAGGUUAAUGUGCCUCUGCGAGAGACAGUCAAGACAUAUACAUCGUCUGGCGUUAAGAAUAAGCAUAAUAGCAACGUUAGGCUGAAGUCUCUUCGUAGGCGUUCUCAAUGCCCGAGUGCUGAGACAAAUCUGAAUAUUAAACCCGAAAAUUGCGACGUCGUCUAUCUUUCUGAUACAGAUGAGGAAAAUAGAGAAUUGCGCACGAACAAUUCUUGCCGUGUUGGUGGAGGUGACCCUGGGGAUGACUGGUUGUAUGGUCCCAUCAGUGACGAAGAAGAGAGACCGAUUCGUGGCCAGCACUCUCUGUACAAAGGUCCUUCUGAUGGCAAAAGUGGUGCUAUUAUGGAAUUUUCUGAUGACGGAGAGAGCGAUAUUCAGGAAAGUAUUGACAAAAAGGCAGCCAUAUCCUCCAACAGGCCCAUGGUAUCCACGGGGCGUUACGACGGCAAUGAUUCUAUUGACGAAUACGACAACAAUGCCUAUUAUGCGAACACCCACAAUGGCCAAAACACUCUGAACCACAAUGAUGCGAUCAUAGUGAAUGGGCGAGAGGAUUCGGGUCUCAAAUAUAAACCCGCCGUAGCUCCCAAUAGAAUAAGCUACAUUCAGCGAGGCCGUUCGCGUUCUCCAGUAUACCAACGUCGCAGGUCUCGUACAGACCGACAUUACUCUCCGAGAUACUCGAGUGAAAAAUACGCAGUGCAGGUUCGUUGCCAUAAUGCAGAGCGCCAUUAUGCUUCGCCCAACACUUGGAGACAACGUUAUAUCAGAGAUGAGCCAGAACAUCUCACCUUCUAUGGCUAUACUACCACCAAAAAGCCUAGUCGUGAAGUUGAGCGUGCAUUACGAUACCAAGAUCGCUUGAACGACGUCGGGGAGAUCCCUGGGCCGCAAUCUGGCCUACGCUUCAAGUUAGACAAUUACAUCCGCGAUAUUCGCUCAGAUGCUGUAGGCCUAGAACAGAAGAUCAAGAGCGUGAUCCAAGAAACCUUCUACGCUUAUGAGAGCAUUGAUGAGGAACAAGCACUGCAAAGAUCCUGGGCUGACCAGCCGAUGAAUAUAUACAAAGGGUUUCCACUGGUCGAAGAUGUCGGAUUUGUUAGUGUCCGCAAUCACACCAGUCCGGACGGAGAUUGUUAUUGGCGUGCUCUUGCAUACAUUUUGCAUGGAAAGCCUACUCGCUGGGAUAUUAUCAAAGCCGAUCAUCUAGCGUAUAUCCAGCAUGUACUCAGUGACAAAACUCAUCCACGGCAUCAAUUGUAUGCGCAAUUGAACGCACAGUUCUUUGAGACUCAUGGUGGACUAGUGAGUAGUAAUGGUUGUGCUGCAAUAACAGCUGCAUUUAAGGCUAAUGUCUGGCAAUUGCUGCACCUACCGCAAUCUUGGACGCCCGGCGUGAUGCAACAGAUCACAGCAGACCUAUACAACAUCUAUCUAGUCACAUUCACUUAUGACCAAUUGAAGAACAUGUGUUCCGAGGUCAGUAUCCGCGGUGUCUACAAUAGCCGCCAUGUGUUCAUGCUAUACACAAAUAAUAACCACUUCCAACCACUGACGGUCAACGAGUACCUGAGCUAGGAAUUCCGGUAUCCGCGCGUAACAGUGGAGGCAACAGCGCGCUUUUCGAACGCGCCAAAGGCAGCUUCUAAGAAGUGUGCCACCGAGCAUCCCUGGAGGA
Messenger RNA from Xylaria bambusicola, 2948 nucleotides. RefSeq lists its product as uncharacterized. NCBI's taxonomy places the organism in Eukaryota, Fungi, Ascomycota, Sordariomycetes, Xylariales, Xylariaceae. The record is from RefSeq and is a predicted model, not a curated record. The transcript is spliced from 2 exons. The coding region runs from base 161 to 2848 and encodes 895 amino acids.